AUGAGUACCCACACGACUCCCCCCAAAACUACCCACACGACUAGCCAAAAAAACUACCCACACGACUCCCCAAAAACUACCCACACACGACUCCCGAAAACCUACCCACUCGACUCCCCUAAAACUACCCUCUCGACUCCCCUAAAACUACCCACACAACUCCCCAAAAACUACCCACACACAACUUCCCCAAAACUACCCACACGACUCCCCCAAAACUACCCACACGACUCCCCUAAAACUACCCUCUCGACUCCCCCCAAAACUAUCCACACGACUCCCAAAAACUACCCACACGACUCCCCCAAAAACUACCCACACGACUCCCAAAAACUACCCACACGACUCCCAAAAACUACCCACACGACUCCCCCAAAAACUACCCUCACGACUCCCGGAAACCUACCCACACGACUCCCAAAAACUACCCACCCGACUCCCAAAAACUACCCACACGACUCCCCCAAAAACUACCCACACACGACUCCCACAGAUCGGCCGGCCAUUGGAAUCGUAGGAGGCCGUGUCUUCAUACCAACUCCUGCCCCUCAACCCCCUGGGGUUAAUGGACAGCUCGGGGGAGGAGGGACUUGUCAGUCCAUCUCCCCCCCGGAUAAAGCUCUCUGUGUGAGGCCUGUGAUGCAAAGCCCAAGGGAACCUCACAGAUGGACGUUGGACUCCAUAACCUGUCAAACUACUGUAUAUGAAGUAGGAUCAGCUGUGGUGCCAGAUGUAGCAUCCACCCAGAGAGACUGCCUGAGGCUUAACCUCAAGCAACCUGUCUGGAUAUGGUAUAGCAAUCGAUCGACCACAUUCUUGUCAGCAUUCAUACACUGCCGAGAAGGGACAAGGAAAAAUUUAUCAGGAACCUUCCAGAAGAGAUUGAUAGCCCUAUUUUGGUAG
This is a messenger RNA of Penaeus indicus, 903 nucleotides long. RefSeq names its product mucin-2-like. The coding region runs from base 1 to 903 and encodes 300 amino acids. The record is from RefSeq and is a predicted model, not a curated record. The transcript has 5 exons. NCBI's taxonomy places the organism in Eukaryota, Metazoa, Arthropoda, Malacostraca, Decapoda, Penaeidae.